UCGGUUAUAGAAAAAUAAGGGGUGCAUUUAUUUUAAAGGUUUAGGGACUAGUCAGUUACCAGUUUAAAUAUGUCGUCCAUAAACCUCACGAAUUUGCCAAGUUUAGUGGUCAAUGGGAAUUUACUUACAGCAUCAACCCAAGGAUCAACAACAGAAGGCAUGUCUCAAGUUGUUAUGUCACAAUCAAUGUCAACACCAGCAGAACAAACACCAACGGAAGCUCAACAAUUACUUCAAGGAUUUUGGCAGAAACAGCUUGAAGAAGUUCGAGGCUUGGAUAUGAAUGAUUUCAAAGUCCAAGACCUUCCUUUAGCGAGAAUAAAGAAGAUUAUGAAAAUGGAUGAAGAUGUGAAGAUGAUUUCCGCUGAAGCUCCUCUGCUGUUUGCUAAAGCAGCUCAGAUGUUUAUUACAGAGCUUAGUCUUCGAGCAUGGAUCCACACAGAAGAAAACAAAAGAAGAACUUUGCAGAGAAAUGACAUAGCAACUGCAAUAACAAAGUUUGACCAGUUUGAUUUCUUGAUUGACAUCGUGCCUAGAGAAGAUUUAAAACAAACAACACGCAGAGCAACAGACGAAACUCGGGGCAGUGGGGAAAAUGUUCAAUAUUUUUACACUGUACCUCAACAGCAAGUUGCCCAACAGAAUUCUACCCCAGUAAUCAACCAAUCUUCUGCACAAACUGGCCAGAUUGUCAUUACACAGCCUUCAAACCAGAUUGUUCAACUUGGUGGUCAGAUUGUUGGAUCUGACACAAAUCAACAAGUUCUGCAAAUAGGACAACAGCAACAACAACAACAACAACAACAACAACCCCAACAACAACAACAGACGCAAUCUGUUGGUAACGCUGUAAUUGUUGGUGGAAAUAACAACCAACAACAACAACAGCAACAGCAAUCUUCUGUUGUAGUUAACCAACAACAACAACAACAACAACAACAACAACAGCAAGAGCAAAACACCGUCUCCUUGAACCACAACCUCAUCCAACAGCUGAUUGCUCAUAGUGGGACAAACCCUGGUGAUAUUCAAUCGAUUCAAAUCAGCCCUGAUGGUCAAAUUCAACUAAUUAAAGUACCUGGCAGUGAAACAUCACAAGAACAAGUAUGACAUCAGAAUCAGAAUUCUAAGUGAGUACAUUCAAUUAGAUGGGUAAACAUCAGAGACUGGGGACAAAGUGGAGUCUACAAGAGAUACUGUGGUCGAAAAACUUGGAAAGAUUGUUUUAUGUUCAAAUUCAUGUGGACAAUUUUAAAAUAUUGCGUCAGUAAUUUUCGUUUUAUUUGUUUUCAUGUUAUUGCUGGAUAUGGAAUUACAUUUUAUGAAAAUGACACUCUUGUUAAAAUUGGAUAAAAAUCUAAAUAUUCUGUUUUCUUUUUUGGUUUUUGAGAUUGUGAUCAAUUUGUAUGACGCUGUAUUUAAAUUGCUUUAAAAUACAAAAUUUAACAAAGA
This is a messenger RNA of Ciona intestinalis (vase tunicate), 1452 nucleotides long. Lineage: Eukaryota; Metazoa; Chordata; Ascidiacea; Phlebobranchia; Cionidae. The record is from RefSeq and is a predicted model, not a curated record.